AGAACUUAACAUCUGGUACGAUGGGUCGACUAACCCCUCUCGACAUCUGAGGAGUUUUGAAAACAUGGCGGUGUUGCACCGCUACAAUGACCCCGUUCAAUGUCGAGCGUUCCUGACGACCCUGCGAGGACCAGCGCAGGAUUGGUUCCAUCAAUUGCCCCCAGGAGCCGUCAGAGACUUUGAUGGAUUUAGCUCAAGUUUUCUAAACCAAUUCGCGAGUGUAAAAGCCCAAGAAAAGUCUUACCUUACUUUGAUAGGUAUGCAACAGAAAGAAGGAGAAUCAUUGAGGGACUAUGUGGCGAGGUACACACGGGCAUGUGUCGACGUCCCCUCGGCCACUGAGAAAAUCAAGUCGGGAGGACUCACUCGAGGGUUACUCCCGGGACUGUGCAGAAAUUCCCUAGCAAAGCGACCCGGAAGGACGUUCGACGAGGUAUUGGGAAGGUGCGCCAAAUACAUGAAUGUCGAGGAAGCCGAAGCUGACUUUUUACAAGCGGGUAAAGCAAAAACUGAGUCUCGGGACGAGAAGAAGGAUAGAAAACUGGUCUCGACGGUUGAAAGGAAGGGAUCCCCGAAGUCAGAGAGAGAAGACCGAUCGAGGGGAUGGAGGGCGACCCAAUAUACUCCUCUGUUAGCCUCGAAUGCAAGGAUAUUGGAAGUGAUGGAGAAAGAGAUCCGCGAAAAUGUUGUCAGGUGGCCACGAACAAGAAAGGAUGGGCCGACAAAACUUAAAAGCAAUCUGUAUUGUCGAUUUCAUAAAGACUACGGCCAUAACACCGAUGAAUGUCGGCACCUGAAAACUGAGAUUGAGAGGCUAAUCAAAGCAGGCUAUCUUAAGGAAUUCAUUUAUAAGGAUCGAGAGCGAACCAGUCGACGAAGGGAGAGAAGCAAAAGCCCUCACAAGAGAGCGAGGACACCCAACAAGGAGGAGCUCCCUCAGAAAAGAGGGGUAAUUCAUAUGAUAUUCGGAGGGCCGACUGAUGGAGAUUCAAAUCGGGCCAGAAAGGCAUAUGCUCGAGGGCACCACAGAAAAAUUGAAGUGCAGCAGGUCGAAGAAAACGUUCCAGUGAUGAAUUUUGGACCAGCAGACAUGGGAGAUGUCGAGAGGCCUCACAACGAUGCCCUAAUGAUCACAGCUCAGAUAUCGGGCUAUGAAGUGCAAAGGAUCUUUGUCGACACAGGAAGCUCAGUAAAUAUGAUCUUUUACAAUUGCCUUAAGUGGAUGGAACUCGACAUCGAGCUUGCACCCCUGCACACCUCGCUCUUCGGAUUCAAUGGCUCGGAGGUCGCACCCCUGGGACAAACCACGCUCGCUAUCGUCCUCGGGGAAGGCGGCUUGAGGAAGGUAAAAAUGGUGCGAUUUGUAGUGGUCGACGUCGAGUCGGCCUAUAAUGUGAUUUUGGGAAGACCCGCACUCAACACAUUCCAAGCAGUAGUGUCAACCUACCACAUGAAGCUAAAGUUCCCCAUGGGAGAUAAGGUAGGGGAGGCUCGAGGAGACCAGAGAUUGUCGAGAACCU
Striga hermonthica is the source of this 1520-nucleotide messenger RNA. The record is from the annotation of a GenBank genome assembly. NCBI's taxonomy places the organism in Eukaryota, Viridiplantae, Streptophyta, Magnoliopsida, Lamiales, Orobanchaceae.